Molecule: messenger RNA, 5065 nt
Organism: Salvelinus namaycush (lake trout)
Lineage: Eukaryota; Metazoa; Chordata; Actinopteri; Salmoniformes; Salmonidae
Gene: nt5e
Product: 5'-nucleotidase, ecto (CD73)
Exons: 9
Coding region: 29-1753 (574 amino acids)
Biological process (GO): AMP catabolic process
Cellular component (GO): plasma membrane
Molecular function (GO): 5'-nucleotidase activity; nucleotide binding; metal ion binding
Source: RefSeq, a predicted model, not a curated record
UCUAAUACAGUGCGCUGUCAACGACAGGAUGGGAGUGAGUGAGUCUAUGAAGGGUCUUCUAUUCUACCUCUGCAUCUGUAGUCAUGUUUCUACUGUGGAAGCGUGGGAACUCACCCUGCUUCAUACCAACGACGUCCACGCAAGGGUUGAGGAAACGAGCAACAGUUACGGCAAAUGCACCAAGCCUCCGUGUUUUGCUGGUGUGGCAAGGAGGUUUACGAAAAUACAGGAGAUCCGGAGCCGGGAGAAGAACGUGAUGCUGCUGGAUGCAGGCGACCAAUUUCAGGGAACCGUUUGGUUUAAUGUAUAUAAGGGAGCCGAGGCUGCUUAUUUUAUGAAUAAACUUGGCUACGAUGCGAUGGCUCUGGGGAAUCACGAGUUUGACAAUAACGUGGAGGGACUUAUCAAGCCAUUUCUCCAGGAGGUGAAGUGCACAGUCCUCAGUGCUAACAUCAAAGCAGAUGACACACUUUCGCCACACAUCAGCGGUCUUUAUUUCCCAUAUAAGAUAUUUGAUGUCGGCUCUCAGAAAGUGGGCGUGGUUGGAUACACUUCAAAGGAAACACCUGCCCUGUCACAAACGGGACCUAACUUAGUGUUUGAGGAUGAGAUUGAUGCCCUUCAGCCCCAGGUCGACAAACUCAUCACCCUGGGGGUCAACAAGAUCAUCGCCCUCGGUCACUCUGGCUUCGUUACGGACAAAGAAAUAGCCAGAAGGGUGAAGGGUGUGGAUGUGGUCAUUGGAGGACACAGCAACACAUUUCUGUACACAGGAGAGAAACCUUCCUCUGAGGUUCCGGCAGGUCCUUACCCCGUCAUGGUGAAAUCAGAGGAUGGGCGGGACGUCCCUGUGGUGCAGGCCUUUGCUUUUGGGAAAUAUCUGGGUUACCUCAAGGUGACAUUUGAUGAGGCUGGCAAUGUGGUCCAGUCCACAGGCAACCCCAUCCUGCUGGACAGCUCUGUACCAGAGGACCCCAGUAUUCUUGCUGACGUAAACGAGUGGAAAAAGGCCCUGGCAAAUUACUCCUCCCAGUAUGUGGGGGAGACCCUGGUGUAUCUCAAUGGAACGUUUGAAGAGUGCAGGUUCCGAGAGUGCAACUUGGGAAACCUAAUCUGCGACGCUAUGGUACACCACAACAUUAAAUAUGCAGAUGAGCUUCAGUGGAACCAUGUCAGCUCCUGCAUCGUCCAAGGGGGAUCAAUACGGUCAUCCAUAGAUGAACGCAGCCGAAAUGGUUCCAUCACGAUGGAAGACCUGAUUGCUGUGUUGCCGUUUGGAGGCACCUAUGAUCUGGUGCAGCUGAAGGGCUCCACUCUGAGGAAAGCUUUUGAGCACUCUGUCAGGAGAUAUGGAGGGAGCACAGGGGAAUUCCUUCAAGUAUCAGGAUUCCAUGUAGAGUAUGAUAUGUCAAGGCCCCCAGGGGAACGUGCCAGGAGUAUCAGUGUGAUCUGUACGAACUGCCGGGUGCCCGUCUAUGAGCCACUGGACGACAGCAGACUAUACAAGGUGGUCCUGCCCUCCUACCUGGUGGAAGGAGGAGACGGAUUCUCCAUGAUCAAAGAGGAGAAGCUAAAACACGACAGUGGUGACAUGGACAUUUCGGUGGUGGCCAGCUACAUUACUGAGAGGAAGAAGGUGCAUCCAGCUGUAGAAGGACGUAUCAAGAUUUCCAACUCAAAUUCAGGAGGAUCUGGACACACAACUCUGUUAAUCCUGAUAGGGCUGGUGAUGGCUCUGUCUAGGAGCCUAUGAGAUCCCUGCCUGCAACGCUAGCUCGCCAUUGGAUGUGUUCUUCUCAGCAUCCAAGGGAAGAGCUCAACUCUAGUUAGACUAACUAGAGUACAAAUUUGAAGGACAUUGGUGAAAUAUCCAUUAACAAGCUGCUUAGAAAUUUCUAUGUAAAUUACACACUGGACUCCUCUACAGGUUUUGCUUUGUCAAGUCUCAUGUACAGUAACUGCUGUCACGCUCUUGCUCAGAAAUUCUGUUUAUAUAAUAGUACCACAUACAGUGCAAACUUCAGCAGAGAUGGAAACAGAUGACCACUGCCUGUUUUAAUGUGUGCACUGGGCAGAGUAUGCUUGCUUAACCAGCAUUAGUUUAUGGGAGAAGAUAUACAAACAACAAGCUCUGUGGGACCAGAGAGGUAUCUCAAAAGGAGAUAAACGAGUUGGUGAUCAACCUUGUGUAAAUAUUUAUAGUAUUCUUUACAGGGCAAAUUAGCGACUUUUUUAUGGUCAUGAACGCUAUAAAAUCUGAUUAGGACUUUACUAAAGUUGGUUAGCUUGUUUCAAAUCCCCCUCUGUUAAUUCUAGAGAAAUACAUUGAGAACCAAAGAGGUCAUGUAAAUAGCCUAUGUGAAAUGUAAUGUUUUAUAUUUGGCUUUGUUGUGAUAUUGAAAUAAGCUUGAUAGCAGUACAUUUAGACAGAUAUCUCUGAUCUUGAACUGGCUCAUAAAAAAAAAAAGUACAAUGCCUCAUUCCAUCUAAUGUAGCAUUUCAAAAAGGAAACAAUAUGAAGUGACUCAAUUGAGUGAGGGGUGUGGCUUUGCUGCUCUCACCAUUGAUCAGAACUGUUUCAAGGCAGAGUAGUAUUCUGAGGAAAAGGAACACUUGCUCCCACAGGCUUUACAGGUGCCAGCCAUUCAUCUCCACCCACCGCUGGCACCAGUGGACUGGGAAUGCACGUGGUAUUACCAUGGAAAGUAUCUCCUUUCCACAGUGGGAGAAACAAGAUUCCAAGGGAGGGCAGAUGGAAAUGUAUUAGGACACAACCUCAAUUUAGAAAACUGAGAAGCUGACUUGGAUGUGAGAAACUAAACAUGCCCCUAACCACAGGUCUAAGCUCAGCUUAUUGCUCCAGCCUCCAUCUCUGCUGUAAAAAUACACAAAUUAAACCAUAGUUACCAUACAAAACACAUACAGUCUGGAUAACCAUCAUCUCACGAAGGGAAGACCUCUUACAUUGACACAUCAAGAUGGACCUAUGUGCAGCAGUCAGCAAGGAAUUAUUUAAGCCAGAUAAAAUAUGACCACCCUGUAAAAUCAAUAAAUAUACUUUAUUAUUGUACAUUGGAAUGUUGAUAAGAUCCCAGAGACAUUGGAAUUUGCACUGCACUUUCGUUCCAGGGAAGGGAAGCGUGCUGUUAUCUACAUCCACUGGUUACUAUCGGCCGAUGGCUCUCUCUGUCCCUGCUGAAUAGACAACAUUGUCACGGUAUCCGCAGGAAGGUACACAAACUACAUCCUGGUACCUUCCUACUUUAUAAAUAAGCGUGUCUAAAUAGUUUGGAAAAGACAUGGUUGGCUUGUGUAUCCGAUUCUUAGGAAUUUACCUUGCCGAGCUCUGGAAACAGUUCUUCGACAGCAAUAUCCAUCAGAACGUAAGUCAUCUGAGGGGCAGAGGACAGAAACAAGAGAAAAAACAGAUAAUGCACCAUGAGACCUUGGCUGCAGAGAAAAUUGUCUCCUUGUUUGGCUUUCAGCUUUACCUGCUUGUUAAGAAGUGGCUGCUGAAAACCGUCAAAGAGAAGCCUGAUGCCCUCGUAUUUGGCCUCCUGUCCGAUGCACUUUUCCACAAAGUCUAUGAGGUGAAAAGACAAAGACAUCAAUACAGUACAACUGAGGCCCACUUUAUCCAUAAAAACUCAACUAUACCUUUGGCAGGUGAUUCCAUCAAAUUAUUACUAUUUCCAUGGAUGAUGCCAUUGCACUUGUUCAACAUGCAGCGUUUCUGCCAGGACAUGCUUUCAAAAGUAGGACCAGGCUUCCAGAGAUUAGAAUGAAACCGAUAAAUCAGGGAGUGUGUCCCAAAAUGGCAUCCAAUUCCCUUUAUAGUGCACUACUUUUGACCAGGGCCCAUAGGGGCAUAUGCACAGGCAAUGGGACUUAUUGAUAUGAUGAAAUGGAAAAUAUCUGGGCUUGGAGAAAACUAUUCUCUGUGUCUGGAUGUCAUUUGUCAACACAAUGUAAUAAAACAGAACUUGCUCGGUGGCUAAUGAACUGUGGUUAAGACAUGAAUCCAUCAUGCUGAGAGCUAGAUAUCUUGUGUAGAGAGUGCAUACUGGAUCUGUGCAACAGUUGGAAGCAGAUGGAUACAGCAAAAGAAUACUAGAGAACAUAUCAGUUGUCAGCCAAUGCUUGGUAGCCUGAGUUCCAGUCUGUUUGUAUGUAAUAACAAUUUGGUGGGUGCUUAUAUUUUCUUAUUUCACGCAUGUGUGAAUUGGAAAUGUUUUUUGCAUAUCCCAACUCCCCCUGAGACACCGUCGGCGAGUGCCAGUCUGAUUCUGCUAUCAUACCAACUCCUUGUCAUAUCAUGCCAUGACCAGGCUAAAAGCUUGGAUCGAACCUGGCAAAUAAUUCAUCAUCUCUUCGAAUGCCUUCUUGGCUCUUCUCUGCUUGUCUCCUGUAGCGAGUUCCUCACUGGUCUCACAGAACACAGCAUCUAAGAUUGGGCAGAAAACAUCAUCAUGAGUCUGGGAGAAGUGGAUCAAGGCAAGGCAAUUCCAGAACAUAAUGGACAGGAAUUCACAACAACAACAUAGUGAGAUUGGCUAAGCACUGAAGUGGAACAGCAACAUCUAAAGUGAUUGUGUGUAUUGCCCUAAAACCCUUUGGUGGAGCCUUAGGAAGGAAAUAGGAGGGGUUGGGGAAGAAAAACAGUCAAAAGGUUUAUAAAGGGGGAAACAUUACUGAAGAAAAACGCACACAUUCACCAUACCUCUGAGCAUGGUGACGAGAGAGACGACAUGGUGUUCCUGCAGGAUUAUGUCCCGUUUGUGCUGGAUGUAGUUAUCCAUGUAGGCCUCCAGCGUGUUCUUGAACAAGAUCCGUCCCCCUGACAGGAUGUGGUGCAACCAGUCUGGCAUGUGGAACACCACUCGACCUGUCAGUCAAACAAUCAUUUCGUUACAUGAGCAGUUGUCACAAACACAGCACCAAACACAAUGAGAAGAAUCAUGGCUGGGCAAUAGGUGGCUACAACUAGCGCUGUGACGGUCACAAUUCUGUUUGUACACUUGCUUGCAUGAAUAUGGUUCUUAAUAAAAGCUAUUUUAAAAAGCCA